Messenger RNA from Spinacia oleracea (spinach), 2213 nucleotides. RefSeq names its product beta-glucosidase 12. Gene Ontology annotation, biological process: carbohydrate metabolic process. The record is from RefSeq and is a predicted model, not a curated record. NCBI's taxonomy places the organism in Eukaryota, Viridiplantae, Streptophyta, Magnoliopsida, Caryophyllales, Amaranthaceae. Gene Ontology annotation, molecular function: beta-glucosidase activity. The transcript is spliced from 11 exons. Bases 87 to 1892 code for a protein of 601 amino acids.
GAAGGUGACUUGUGCCUAAAACAAUAAUAUAUCCUGUACUUGUCAUCUAGCUAGUUAGAGUUGCACUAAUACUAUUAGCAAUAAUAAUGGGUCACUCUUGUGGAAUUGGAAUGCAUCUAGGGUAUAAGCAUUUCUCCAUUUAUUCCCAUGAUCAUGAAAAGGUUACCAAUAGCUCAAUCUUCCAAAUAAAGAAGCUAAACUCAAACUAUACCAACAAAAACUACAAAAGGCCCUUGUUAUGCAAUAAUGCCCUUGAUAAUAAUAACGCUGCAGAUAAUCUGGUGGCGGCGCCAGUGCCACCACAUAAGAUAUCGACGAUGGUGCCACAAACACUAGCACAACAAACAGCAUUUAAGGAUGGUAGCACUAGUAUGUCUGUGGUGUUGGCUCCUGGCUUGGAGCCUGCCACCAUUGUUAUACCAACUCACGUUAAAAGAUCUGAUUUUCCUCCUGGUUUCGUAUUUGGUGCCUCCACUUCUGCCUUUCAGACUGAAGGAAAUGGAAAAGAAGGUGGAAGAGCACCAAGUACCUGGGAUUCCAUGAUUUCGAGUGGCGGGAACCAGAUGGCUAUUGAUUCAUACAGUCUCUAUCAGGAUGAUGUUCAGCUAUUGAAAGACAUGGGCAUGACUGCUUAUAGGUUCUCCAUUUCAUGGUCCAGAAUAUUACCUUAUGCGGGUGUCGACAACAGUUUCGUCAAUCAACAAGGAAUUGACUUCUAUAAUAACUUGAUCAAUCAACUGAUUGAUAACGGAAUCACCCCUUUCGUGACGAUGUUUCACUUCGACCUCCCCCAAAGUGUACAAGACAAAUAUAGCGGUUUUUUGAGCGAGGAUAUAAUAAAGGACUUCAAAUACUACGCGGAUGUAUGUUUUAAGAACUUUGGUGAUCGGGUUAAGAAUUGGAUAACUAUAAAUGAACCCUAUAAUUUUGGUUCAUUCGGGUUCAAAACAGGGCUGCCUGCAGACAAUACAAUUGAUCCAAGCCCAUAUGUUGCCACCCACAACAUCAUCCUAUCUCAUGCUGCCGUUGUCCAACAUUACAGAGAUACUUACCAGGAAAUUCAAGAUGGAAAGAUUGGAAUUUCACUAUCAUCUUUGUGGUUCGAGCCUUAUGACAGGAAAAAUGGACACCAUAUAGAGGCCCAAAAGGCAUCUUUAGAAAUGAUGUUGGGUUGGUACAUGGAUCCGCUGGUGAAUGGUGAAUACCCGAAAGUAAUGCAGGAUCUUGUAAUCGGGGGGCUUCCAAAGUUUACCCCAGAGCAAAAGGCAAUGGUGCAAGGUUCUUUCGACUUCAUAGGCCUCAACUAUUAUACUGCAAGAUAUGUCACACCCUCUCACAUAUCCACUAUUGACACCACCUAUGGACAGUGUCGUACGGAGUUCAUAGAGCAAGGAGUGCAAAAUAAGGAAGGAACGUACAUUGGGACUCCAGCUCCACAAAGCAACGAUAUUUAUGUGGUUCCUACAGGACUGAGAGACUUGUUGAUUUACGUUAAGCACAGAUACAACAACCCAGAAGUAUAUGUAACUGAAAAUGGUGUUCCUGCAACGCCCACAAUUACGGGAUCCAUUAAGGAUUUAGCAGCAAAUAAAAACAUCGAAGAAAUCCGAGAAGCACUUCUUGAUGAGUAUCGGAUCAAGGAUAUUAACGAGCAUCUCUUCAAUCUUCGUGAAGCUUUAGCGGACAUUACAAAAGAGGACGGAAAAUCAGUGAGUACAAAUGUGAAGGGAUACUUUGUAUGGUCUUUGGCAGAUAAUAUGGAAGUGGAUGUGGGAGGAUACCAAACACGCUAUGGCCUUAACUAUGUUGAUUAUCUUGAUAGGCAUAGACGUUAUCGUAAGGCGUCUUCCAUGUGGUUCACUCAUUUCAUGGCUCCCUCCACUCAACAAUGAAAUACCUUAGCUUCAAAUGAAUAUAUGAUGAUCGAUCACCACACGGGAUGCAGGAUAUUGAACCCCAAUCUUUAGGUUGGAAGAUGCUAUGGUUGAAUAUUAAUUAAAACCUUAGUUGGGUCUUUAAUUAGGGGAUGAUCCUCAUAAGUGGCGGAGCCAGUUUUUUUUUUCGGGGAGUCGGCAGUGGCGUAUCCAAGAUUUUUAGAGUGUUUGUGUGUGGUAAUUUUCAACAACACACAAUGUAUACCUAAAAAAAUGUAUUGUCCUAAAAUUAAUAAAUAUUCAUAUUACAAUCAAAUACCUACAAAAUUAUUACAAUUA